Molecule: messenger RNA, 1129 nt
Organism: Populus nigra (black poplar)
Lineage: Eukaryota; Viridiplantae; Streptophyta; Magnoliopsida; Malpighiales; Salicaceae
Exons: 3
Coding region: 182-841 (219 amino acids)
Molecular function (GO): zinc ion binding; calcium ion binding
Source: RefSeq, a predicted model, not a curated record
AAUAUGUAACGGAGAAGACGACAAAGACCUAGACCUAUGCGAUGUCUUGGUCUUCCUUAAUUUUGUUUACAUACAUUAUAUGUACACAUAAUUAAACUAGGGUUGUCUAUACGUGUAUAUUUACAUAUAGGCAGGAACACAUUUCCUAGCCAUUUAAUUUGGAUCCGAUAAGGUAAAAAUAAUGGAUGAUCUGCACAAGAUUGCAAAGGCGUAUUACACCACUGCCAAUGAAGAGAGCAGAUUGCAAGGUGAAAGAUUUUUCAAAACGAUGGAUCAUGACGGGAGUAGACGAAUAAGCAUUCAAGAGUACCUGGCAUACAUGAAGCGGGAACGUCACACAAAAAUGGCGAACCGUCCCUUUUUCGACUAUCUAAACAAAAGCAGAACUGGCGAACUAGAUUUCAUGGAAGUGAUGACUCUCUUCUACAUAAUUAAGAGUGGAAGAAAAAUCUGUGAUGGAUGCGGUGGGCUUCUAAAGGGAACGUUUUUCUCAUGCACCGACUGCUUUGCUAAUGAUGAUGAGUCCUUCAAUCUUUGCAGUAAAUGUUUUACUGGGGGAAAAUAUGUCCACCCCCACAAACAUUUUUUGGAUAACUAUAUUAUUCUUGAAAACAUGAAGGUGAAGCUUGAAGAAAAGGAGAAGAAGAUCAAGCAGAUGAAAGCUGCAAAGGCGAAGAUGGAAGCUGCACUGGCGAAACAUCAGGUGGAUCCUAGCGAGCAGAAGGGUGCUAGCAACGCAAUUGUCUUGUAUAAUCAAAGGCGACGUCCAAGUGACCUCGCGACUGUGUUACAGGCAGUUGUUGCAGCGGCAAUAGCGGUAUCUAACUGUACCAUCAUGUGAAAGAUUUGGUGCAUGGUCCUGACUUUCGAAACCCAUGCAAGCAUAUUAUUUUAGCCCAAUAAUCUGGGAAUAUAUAUAUAUAUAUAUAUAUAGAGAGAGAGAGAGAGAGAGAGAGAGAGAGAGAGAGAGUAUGCAUGUAUCCGGUUACGAAGUUUCUAUCCUUUAUGAAUCUGUCAUGUAUUUGGAUUUUGAAUAACGAGGCUACGUAUUUAGCCAUGUUUGGAUUUUGAAUUGUUAUUAAUGUUAAAGUAAUUCAGAUCAAAUAUAAGAGGCUAGAAUUUUUAAUAA